This is a messenger RNA of Closterium sp. Yama58-4, 885 nucleotides long. The record is from the annotation of a GenBank genome assembly. Lineage: Eukaryota; Viridiplantae; Streptophyta; Zygnematophyceae; Desmidiales; Closteriaceae.
AUGCAUCAUAAUCGUCUCGUUGCAUGCAUUAGCUCGUCCUUGCAUCCCAUGCCCUCCCAUCUCCUUCAAUUUCCUCCCACCUCCUCCCACCCACUCCCACCCCCUUCCACCCCCUCCCACCUCCUCCCACCAGGCGGUGCUCUCGUGGUGCUUCAAACUGUGCCUGAUAUCAAGCGCCUUGGCCUCUUGCAGGGCUUCGCCAGCGGGCUCAUGCUGAGCCUCACCUUCUUUGACCUCGUGCCAGAAGCCAUUGAGGCUAUCGGCUUCCCCGCUGCCAACCUAUGGUUCUUUGCAGGAGCGCUUCUCUUCGCAACGGUUGUGCACUUUGUUCCCGAGCCUUCCCUCGCACCCGAGCCAUCUGUAACUCCCGAACCAUCGUCCGAACCUCUAUUGAAAUACGCAUCCGACCCCGUAUCCGAACCUACGUCUGAGCCUGUAUCCGAACCUACCCUGCACAACUUUCCUGAAGGCAUCGCUGUGUUUUUGGGUUCCAUGAAGGGCCUAAGAGUGGGCAUCAGCCUAGCAGUGGCCAUAGCAUUACACAACAUCCCAGAGGGCCUUGCAGUCGCCCUCCCCAUCUACUUCGGCACGAGAAGCCGCUGGGCCGCCUUCCGAGCGGCGGCUCUCUCGGGGGCUGCGGAGCCCCUGGGGGUCAUCUUCGUUGCUCUCUUCUUCCCCGCCUCGCUCGCCCCUGACCUUAUUGAAGGGCUUCUUGCCGGCGUGGGCGGCAUCAUGGCGUUCCUCGUGCUGCAUGAGAUGCUGCCUCUCGCCUUUGAGUACGCGGGCCAUCGCAGGGCAGUGCUGGCCAUGUUCCUGGGCAUGGCUGUCAUGUCUGCCAACCUGCACCUUCUCGCCCUCUCCCUUCCGCCAGACAUCUCCCUCUGA